UCAGGCUAAGGGAGGAGACUAAGGAAGUCGUGGGGGGCGGUUUGGAGGUUUUCCCGCCCACCGCAACUGGGAGGGAAGACGAGAUGGUUUAGUGAUACAUGAAAAGAUGAGGAAACAUUUCAGAGGAAAACAGGGGAGGUAAAGACGGGAUAAAAGUAACAGUGAUAAUGGAAAACACAGACAAAAGCACAGUGAAGCCAACAACAGGGAGAGAUCAAAAAGGAGAUCACAGUCAUGAAACACAAGGGAAAAAACCGUAGGACAAGACAAGUGAGGUGGACGCCGAAAUUUGGACUUGGGAAGAUGUAGAAAUAGGAGAUGGAAGAGGGGGAGGGAGAAAACAGAGAAGAGGAGUUGGAAGACUUCAGAGAAGCCGAGGAAUGAUGACUUCUUACUUCUCAUCUCAGGCUCAACCCGGCGGUGCCUCCUUUCCCAAAUACUCCUCGCCUCUCCGCCCCUACCUCAGAGCUGCACCUGCUGUGAGCGUAGCGGUCGCCUUUGAAUGGUCUCUGCUACCCCCAAGCGGCCCUUCUGGGUACUGCCAGAGUGAGAAGUAGGAGAGGAGGACCAGCCAUCAAUGGGAGGAUCAGUUUGGGGGAGACACCCAGCGCAGGAGGCUGAGCUAAAAGGGGAGCACUAAGACCCAGGGGUUGUGGAGUACGAGGCAACGAACUGCAGAAGGAGGGGGAGAAGUAGGCGGUAGGGGGUAGGGGUGGAAGCCAUCUGGUACCUUGGUUGCAUAGCAAGCAUCGGCCAUAGCGUCAGAAAUGGCUAGUCAAUCCCAGGGUAUACAGCAGCUCCUGCAAGCUGAGAAGCGAGCGGCUGAGAAGGUGGCAGAUGCUAGAAAGAGGAAGGCCCGGCGUCUGAAGCAGGCAAAGGAGGAGGCACAGAUGGAAGUGGAGCAAUAUCGCCGAGAGCGAGAGCAGGAAUUCCAGAGCAAGCAGCAGGCAGCCAUGGGCUCCCAGGGGAACCUGUCAGCUGAGGUGGAGCAGGCUACAAGGCGCCAGGUGCAGGGCAUGCAGAGCUCCCAGCAGAGAAACCGUGAGCGUGUCCUGGCCCAGCUUCUUGGCAUGGUUUGUGACGUCAGGCCCCAGGUCCAUCCCAACUACCGGAUUGCUGCCUAGAACUCGUCAUAAGACCUGACUUCUGACAGUUUCCUCCCUCGAAGAAAUCUCCAAAACAAAACAAAGUUACUUCCCACCAUAAUCCUCUUUUCCUCCCAUUCCCCAGAAAUUCUAGGAGGCAGGAUCCAGUAAUUCUGUGAAGUUUAUAAAUAUCUUGCUCAGACCUUGUAUACUCCCACGUUACUCCCAUCCAUGGCCUUUGUGAAAUUCGUUGCAUGCAGAAGUAGGGAUGUUAAAAACAUCCUUACCUCUGUCCUCCUCCCCAUCCUGCCACUUGCUGGCUGCACAACUGGGACUACGUCAUAUGUAGCUUCAGUAUCCUCCUCUGCAAGACUGUGAUAAUAAUAAAUUGAUAACAAUGGUGGUAAUGUUGCCUAACUUAUGGGGUUGCUGCAAUGGUUUAGGAGUCAUUCUGUAAAGAGCUUAGUAUGGCUUCUGGCAUGUAGGAGCUGUACAACGCUGUUAUUACCUCUACCUGUCGAAACCUAAACACAGAUGUUUCUUCACUUCUGUCCGUGGCUCUCUAAUUCUACUCAUUUAUUCUGUGACCCUAGUAAUAGAUUUGGUACUUUCCAUUUUUUCCCCCAGAGACCUUAUGAUCCCUGACAAGAUGAAAUGAUGGCCUCAUUUAGGCUCUGUACUAUGUUUCCAAGAAGAUGUUGCAUUUCUUUAUAUCUCUUGGUCUUUCUCUUUACUGGGUUUCCCUCUUUUGCUGUUUCCCCAAAGACCCAUCAGAAACUCACUGCUUCCUGAGAUCUGAAAUGCUGCUGUUCCCCUGUGUGCACGGCCUUCCUCUCUACAUCUUCAACACCUUACUUUUCCCUUGUAACAGUAAAGAAGUGUCAAUAAAAUAAUCAUGGGCAAACCAAUUGGUGUGUUGAAGCGGCCUC
Molecule: messenger RNA, 2014 nt
Organism: Talpa occidentalis (Iberian mole)
Lineage: Eukaryota; Metazoa; Chordata; Mammalia; Eulipotyphla; Talpidae
Gene: ATP6V1G2
Product: ATPase H+ transporting V1 subunit G2
Exons: 3
Coding region: 768-1124 (118 amino acids)
Biological process (GO): proton transmembrane transport
Cellular component (GO): vacuolar proton-transporting V-type ATPase complex
Molecular function (GO): proton-transporting ATPase activity, rotational mechanism
Source: RefSeq, a predicted model, not a curated record